UCGAGAUCGUGGCGCUCUCCGCCGGCCGCAACCUCGACGUGAUGGCCGAGCAGAUCAAGAAGUUCAAGCCCAAGAUGGUGUCCAUCUCGGACGGUGGCGACGUGGAGAAGCUCAAGGGGAUGAUCAAGGACAUGGACGGGCCCCAGCCCGAGAUCCUCUUCGGCCCCGACGGCAUGGUCGAGGUUGCCAGGCACCCCGACGUCGACUCCACCGUGACCGGCAUCGUGGGCUGCGCGGGCCUUCCCCCCACCGUCGCCGCCAUCGAGGCCGGUAAGAACAUUUGCCUCGCCAACAAGGAGACCCUCAUCGCCGGCGGUCCCGCCAUCGUGCCCCUCGCGGUGAAGCACGGCGUCAAGAUUCUCCCCGCGGAUUCCGAGCACAGCGCCAUCUUCCAGUGCAUCCAGGGUCUUCCCGAGGGCGCUCUCAGGAGGAUCAUCCUGACCGCGUCCGGCGGUGCCUUCCGCGACAUCGAGCUCUCCCAGAUGCGCGAGUACGCCAAGACCGACCCCGGCUUCCUCCAGAAGAAGGCCACCACCCACCCCAACUGGGACAUGGGAGCCAAGAUCACGUGCGACUCCGCCACGCUCAUGAACAAGGCUCUCGAGGUCAUCGAGGCUCACUACCUGUACGGUACCUCCUACGACGACAUCGACGUCGUCAUCCAUCCCCAGUCCAUCAUCCACUCCAUGGUCGAGACCGCGGAUUCCUCCGUCCUCGCGCAGCUCGGCUGGCCGGACAUGAGGCUGCCCAUCCUGUACACCAUGUCCUGGCCCCAGCGCGUGAACUGCAGCGAGCAGACCUGGCCCAGGCUCGACUUCAUCAAGAUGGGCGACCUCACCUUCAAGGCCCCUGACGUCGAGAAAUACCCCAGCCUCACCAUGGGCUACGCCGCGGGUCGCACGGGCGGUACCAUGACCGGCGUGUUCUCCGCCGCCAACGAGCAAGCCGUGGCGAUGUUCCUCGACAAGAAGAUCGGCUACUUUGACAUCUACACGGUUAUCGAGAAGGCGAUGGAGGCGCACAAGAACGAUCUCAUCCUCGACCCCACCUUGGAUGACAUCGUCAACUCGGAUCUGUGGGCGCGCGAGCACGUCAAGAAGGUUGUCGAGUCCGGCGUUUGUAAGGAGCUCGUCGCCGCGUAAGGAUGGGAAGAUUACCAGAAAAAGUUAAGACUUAGCACACCUCUAGCGCAAUUUGAUUGAUUAUUACG
Micromonas commoda is the source of this 1210-nucleotide messenger RNA. RefSeq lists its product with no specific name. Lineage: Eukaryota; Viridiplantae; Chlorophyta; Mamiellophyceae; Mamiellales; Mamiellaceae. The coding region runs from base 42 to 1142 and encodes 366 amino acids. Gene Ontology annotation, biological process: isoprenoid biosynthetic process. Gene Ontology annotation, molecular function: NADPH binding; manganese ion binding; 1-deoxy-D-xylulose-5-phosphate reductoisomerase activity. The record is from RefSeq and is a predicted model, not a curated record. The transcript has a single exon.